ACGUCUGUCCGUGUUACACAUGCCCACUGUGAUCCACUGGGUAAAACUGAAGAUUAGAGGAAGGGGGUUGGGGAGUUAAUGAUAUUAUCGCGGUGUGCGCGUCCUCGCCUCAGCCCCAGUGCGCCUUAUCGUUUUGCGAAGGGUUGCUGUGGAUACGGAUCGGGGGUCUGCCGACGAGCGGGGGUGGAAAAUCUACCCGACAGCCUGAUUUAUAACGACCGUCUGACUGGGAGGGAACAGAACGGAAUUCCCCGCACCGCCCCCCCCCCCAAAAAAAAAUAAACGAAACCCGGGUCGUUAGAUUCUGAUUGACACAGGAACCUAAAAUCUAAAUGACAGAACUGUAGAAUCCAGACCACCUCAAAAUCAGGAAUUUGCCGUUCGGAACCCUUUUGAAAUACAGAAUCGGAGAGCAGAGCCUUGGAAGUCGUUCCGGAGGGAGAAUAAUCGACUCUCUUCUGAAGCGUGCAUGAGUUUCGCAAAGGUCAGCACGGACCCUGGCUGCUGAAAUGAGUGAAGACCAGCCGGAACACCCCUCGGGGAAUGGGCUGGUCGAGGGAGGGGAGGAGGCUGGGCCAAUCGCGUCAGCAGCAGAGCAGCCUGGACCAAUAGGAGUGGGGGAGACCGAUCCAACAGGGGAGCUGGCAGGGAGCGAGGAGUGGGAGAUUGAGCUGGUCCGAGCUGACGGGAAGGAGGACGGCCCGCCGGCGCAAGAGGAUUUAGCGGCUGGAAGCCGCGAGGUGAACGGCGCGGCGGACGUCCUGCCAGGGGAGAACGAGAGCAACGGCGGGGAGAGCGAGAGGGGGAGCAGCGUGGCGUGGAGCGAGACAAACUUCGCGGGAGACAGCAAGAGGCAGCGGCGAAACAACUCUUUCGGAGGAACCCGUCGGAAGAAAGCACUGGUGGAGGACGACUGGGAGGACUGGCCCAUACUGGGAUCCGGGUGGAAAAGGAAAGAGGUGUUCAGGAGGUCCGGAGCUUCUAUGGGGAAGACAGACACUUACUAUAUGAGCCCGGACGGCAGUCGGAUGCGCAGCAGGAUUGAGAUGGUGAAACACAUCGGAGGGCAGAUGGACCUCACUGAGUUUGACUACAAAUCUGGGUGCUUUGUGGUGCCCGGGGGAACCCCGAAAAGGAAGGCAGGAAGAGGGAGGAAGAAGAAGGAACAACUUUUGAUGGAAAGGGACGAUCUAGUCUCCACCCCCGACUCCGUGCGGACCCCCGACCGCGUCUUCACCCCCGACAGCGCGCUUGCCUCGGACAGGAUCUGCACUCCCGUCAAGACCCCCCAAACCAAACCCUCGCCUCAGCGCUUCUCUCUCCCCAAGGCCUCCCCGGUCAAGUUUACCACCCCGCCGAAUAUCUCCCCCCGCCCCUCUUCCUCCACCUCCUCCGCCUCCUCCUUGCACCCCGAUCCUUCCUCCUGGUCCCGAGCUGUAACGAACGAGCUGCACACCCUGCCUUUCAUACCCACGGAGCCCGUCGUCUUGGGCUGUGAGAAUUGUGGGAAACCUCUUUCCAGAAUGGAAUUCGGAAUAACUGGGCAGCUGUGUUCCAACUGCAAACCUGCUAUAAAGCCAGAAACCUCUCGAAAUAUCGUCUUCAGAAAGUGGCUGCCCUGCGGCCAGUGCGUGGCGUGUCACGUCACUGUGGACUGUGGAAUGUGUGCCAGCUGUCGGAAUGGGCUCCUGAACCCAGACUCGGCCAGACCGGUCCGGUGUCGGAGAAGGAAGUGUCUCCGGCCCGUCCGAAAGAAGAAGACACUGAAAGGACAGAAGCGUGGGAAGCAGAUUAAAUCCACAAAACUAAAGAAGAAACUGCAGUCUGAUUAUUUGGCGAGAAUGAACAAGAUAAGGAGCAUGCAGAAGGUGAAGCUGGAGGAGAGCAACCCAGAGCACUGGGAGGAUAACGACUACAUCGUGCCGUUCAGCAAGAAAGAGAAGAAGGAACAGUACAGCUGUUUGAGUGCGGGAAUGAUAAGAGAGUUUCCCGUCCCACAAUACCACGAACCAGAAGACUUCUCCUACUUCUACGUGGAUAAUGAGGACGACAAUGACGACCAGGACGGACCCAAGAAGCGAAGCCGGCGGUCGUGUGGGCAGUGCCAGGCCUGCCUGCGCACCACAGACUGCCGCACCUGUGACUUCUGCCAGGACAAGCCCAAAUUCGGGGGCCGGAACAAGAAGAGGCAGAAGUGUCGCCUCCGGCAGUGCCAAGUGGAGGCCAUGAGGCACCUCCUUCCCUUCCAGCGGGGUCAGACGAAGCACAUGGAGGACAUCGGCUGGCUCGGGCCCGGCAGGCCACGCCCCCAGUCCCCCAGGACCCCCAAACUGCGCAGGAGCAAGGCGGGGCGCCCCCGAAAGACCCCGCACCCCACCUGGCCCUCCUGGGAGGCGUUCGAAUUCACCAACGAGGAGGAGGAGGAGGAGUACGAGCUGCAGUAUGAAGAGGCGCUGGAGGAAGGUGGCGUGGGAGAAGACAUUCAGAUAGACAGACAGGGGGACCCCACACCUCAGUUGCCCCAAUACCCCGGUUACCUCAACCACAAAGCAGAGCAACUGGACAACAGCUACCCCAUCAGGAUACAGGGCUGCUUGAAGACAGAUUACGGAAACAUCGAAAUCAUGAAAGUGAACGAGUUCUCAGGACCCGGCGCCCAGCUGAGCGAAUGCUACCCCUCCACUGAAGUCCAGGUUCUGUACGACAGGACGGGUGCCCCUGUCCUCUUUGAGAAGCCAGCCCCCGUGGUGCCCCAGGUGUUAUACAGCAAGGCCACAGCGCCCCCUUUCUGCAGGGAGGAGCAGUUGCAGCAGGGAGAGCGGGAGCCGAUCGAGACCAUCGACCUGGACGAGGAAGAGGACGAGGGGGUGAAGAUCGUGCAGGUCGACGAUGACGUGCUGGAGGUCACGCCAGUGAUCACUGGGAUCUACAGCCUUGCCUCUAGCGAGGCUGACCCACCCCAAACCCAACCCCAACCCCAACCCCAACCCCAUGAACUCCUCCUCUUCCUGGACCGGAUCAGACAGGUCCCCCUCCCGGCACACUGGGUGGGCCUGGCGCUGGACGGCCCUCGGAUCCAGCUGCUCCAGUGCUCCAAGCUCUCCACCAUGUCUGACACCGUGGUCCAGAUCGAGCACGGGUUCUACUACCAGAUCACGGUGCAGGGGCAGGCCCUGCUGCUCUCGCACCCCGUGUACGAGCGACACCCGGAGCGGCUGCGCGCUGUCGGGGACGUCAUCGGCCUGCUCGCCGACCUCGAGGGGUACAGGGUGUGCGUCGGGUACCCCAACAACCUGCCCGGAGCCGAGGACGAGCCCUUGAUGUUCGUGAGAGCAGCCACCUGCGAGCUGCUGGUGCAGGGCGAGGAGAGGUGCGACCGCUGCAGCGUGACCCCGCUGGUCGUGUGACGGGGGACAGGCACGGGGGGGGGGCGUCUCAUUCUGAUUUUGUUUUCCCUGAAACGAGAUUGCCGUCCGAUUUUUCCGCGCGAGAAUCGCAGACAGCCCGACUCCUGUAAAAGGCUCUCGGUUAAAGAGAGAGAAAUUUAAACAGAUUUGUUCAAAAUGUUUUUACUAUUCGUUUUUUGGUUUGCUUUUGUCUCUCUUUGAUUACAACAACGCGAACCUAGAAACUCAAUCCGCUGGAUUUGAACCCUGGACUCAAGACUCGCAGAGCCUCAAAAACGCUCCUAAAACCCCCACCCUGCCCCCCCAGGUGUGGCUGCAAUGUGUUUUUUUUUUUUCUUCAAAGUUAAAUUCUGUGCAAGACAAAGACUCUACCUCAAUAUAACUUGUUUUCUAUAGAAUAAUAAUAAUUGAAAAUCAUGACUGAUGCAGAAUGCACAACUGACUGUAAACUCAUCCUGCAAGGCAGUCCGCACCCCUUUAAAACCAGGGGUGUCCCAAACCCUGGACGAAAAAUUGCUUUUAAAAUGAUUGGACAGCCCUCCAGGACUGUGAUUGGCUGAUUGGACAGCCCUCCAGGCCUGUGAUUGGCUGACUGGACAGCCCUCCAGGCCUGGGAUUGGCUGAUUGGACAGCGCUGUUAUAAAUAAUUUUAUGCAGCUUCUACUGUCGGUUUUAAGCAGAUAAAUUAAACAGAGCCCCUUUUAUCAGAUUAAAGCUGCAGCUAUUCUUUCACUGUUCCCUAUUCACACAGACUUGCGCGUCCGCAAAUGCCCGCUAGAGGGCAGUGAUUCUGCUUGUGAUCGAUGGUCCAGUGUUAAUUAAGCUACAAUGUUAAACUCUGGACACUAGGUGGCAGCAGUGGCCCGAAUGAAGGUCUGUUUGAUUGCUUUUAGAAUGUUGGUUGUAAUUUGUGUUAAACGUCAAAAUGUACAGAACGAGAUGUAAACAGAAGUGUGUGUUUUAUUUAUGGCUUGUCCACACUGCAGCCCAGCGCUUUCCUUCUCUAACCACUGAGCUCCUCAAA
Messenger RNA from Polyodon spathula (Mississippi paddlefish), 4431 nucleotides. RefSeq lists its product as uncharacterized. The record is from RefSeq and is a predicted model, not a curated record. Lineage: Eukaryota; Metazoa; Chordata; Actinopteri; Acipenseriformes; Polyodontidae. Gene Ontology annotation, molecular function: DNA binding; zinc ion binding. The coding region runs from base 510 to 3407 and encodes 965 amino acids. The transcript is spliced from 20 exons.